GAGGACAACAAUGUGAAGCGGACACACUUCCUAACGACCCGGAAAUGCACGGGGGAAUAAAAACAGCUGCACAACCUAUUUAUCUGGGGUGGACAUGUUUUGUCGCCACUUAUUUUUAGCUGUAGUUAGCAAAGUAUUUCUAAAUUGAUUUACAGAAUCUCCAGUACAGUUUUAAAGGAAUACGAUUAAUUGAUUGCCCUAGCAUACAUUUUCGAUUAUGGAGCGCAGUAGAUCGCGCGACAGUUCCGCGGAUAAGACCAAGAGCACGAGCAGACAAGUCGGAGAGAAAAAAUUAUCCAAGAAGAAAAAGCGAAGACAUUCCUCUUCUUCGUCUUCCUCAUCGUCCAGCAGCAGUGCGAGUCCGACCCCUUCAAAGAAAGCCUCACGUCCCCUCAGCAAGAGCCAAGAUCGGAAAGGGAAGAAGAAAAUGAAAAAAAGAAGUUCCUCAUCUUCCUCGUCAAGCUCUUCUUCCUCCUCCUCAUCCUCCUCAUCAAGUGACGAAAAGUCCAAGAGGAAGGAAAGGAAAAGGAAAAAAUUCAAGAAGAAGUUAAAGAAGAAGAAAAGAAAGUUGAAGAAAGAGAUGAAAUUGGAGAAGAAGAAAAAGAAGAAGAUAAAGAAAUUGGAAGAAAGAAGAGCAUCCCUGCUUGUAGAUUUGAUGCCCCCUCCAGCCCCCCCUCAGCCUGUAGGCACCACCCCCCAGCCCUUCCUGGAGUUGUGGCAGAGUGAUGAUUGCACAGAAGAUCAUGGACCAGCAAUGACGGAUGAGCAGAAAGCCAGGCUAUCCACCAAGAGACCCUUAACAAAGGAGGAGUAUGAAGCCAAGCAGAGUGUCAUCCGCAGGGUGGUAGACCUUGAGACUGGACGCACCAGGCUGAUAAGGGGAGAGGGAGAGAUCAUUGAGGAGAUUGUCAGUAAAGAGAGACACAAAGACAUCAACAAGCAAGCCACAAAGGGAGAUGGAAACUCCUUUCAGAAGAAACUAGGACUGAACAGGUAGAGGGUCUCCCCCUGAUGUAAUUCUGUAUUCCUAUUCUGUAUAGAUAGGACAGAAGAAUAGGUCUCCAGUUAGUUGUGCUGUGCAUCAUUUUUACAUGAGGAUCCCUACAUGUCUCCAAAAUGAAAAUCAACCCUUUCUGUGCCUAUCUAUGAUUGUACUGUACUGUGAGUGUGACUCAAUCAUAUACAUCAUGUUUGGUCACAUUUUUUGUUUAAUUGUUCAAAUUAAAUGUAAUCAAAUUAAAUUUGUAUUUUAGUUGACCGGCAUCCUUUCAUCACAAUUCACUGGAAUUUCUCUAAAUGUAUCAGAAAUUCAGAAUGGCCAUGAUGGCCAACUGUCAGUUUAAUUAAUAUUCAAUUCAAUUAAACAUGCAUUCAAACUGACCCCCAAAACAGUCAACUGUGUAAUGCUAUUUACUUUUUUACAAUGGAAUAAAGUAUUUUUCUUAGAUAAUUA
Oncorhynchus mykiss (rainbow trout) is the source of this 1453-nucleotide messenger RNA. It is a transcript of the gene arl6ip4, whose product is annotated as ARF like GTPase 6 interacting protein 4. NCBI's taxonomy places the organism in Eukaryota, Metazoa, Chordata, Actinopteri, Salmoniformes, Salmonidae. The record is from RefSeq and is a predicted model, not a curated record.